Messenger RNA from Tupaia belangeri chinensis (Chinese tree shrew), 678 nucleotides. RefSeq names its product transmembrane protein 217 (gene TMEM217). The record is from RefSeq and is a predicted model, not a curated record. Lineage: Eukaryota; Metazoa; Chordata; Mammalia; Scandentia; Tupaiidae. The transcript has 2 exons. The coding region runs from base 100 to 678 and encodes 192 amino acids.
GCUGGGCGCGCAGGUGGACCCGGAAGGCGGAGCUUGGACGAGUAGGGAGGCGGGGCUGAAAGUUGCUACACCCGGGAGGGAGAGAGCAGGGGUCUCGGCAUGAAAUGGCGGCGCUGUUGUGGGAUCACCCCCAAAAUGGGCACAGUGCUGUCAGCCGUCUUUACCAUCAUGGCCACAGACCUGUACCUCAUCUUCGAACAGAAAUACCUACAAGACAACAACUGCACCAAGGCCAGCCAGCAGGACAGGCGUGCGGGUAACACCGUCUACCAGUUCGCCAUCUGCUCCAGUGCCACCAUCGUCCUUCUCCUGUCUGUCGUCACCAUCUUUGUCAGCUGCUUCCUUCUGUACUCCGCGUAUGCCCAGGUCUACAAGGGCCUGAUGAUCUAUGUCAUCUGGAUAUUCUUCUAUGAAAUUGUGAACCUUACCAUCCAAAUUUUGACCAACGACAACUUGGACAUCCUAGAGGUCAGAGUGAUGCGCUGGUUCGGCCUGGUGUCCCGCGUACUCGCGCACUGUUUCUGGAUGUAUUUUGUCAUUACCUACGCCUCCAAAAUGUACAAAGAGCAAAACCAGGGCCGUAUAUUUCCCCACAGCAGACGGAUCUCUACAAAUGAUGGGGACUCUCCACAGCGAAAAUCCAAGAUUAUCAGCUUUAUCCACCAUUACAAUGAGUAA